GGAGACCUGGCGUCCACAACAACGCUGAGGCAUCCAAGACGGCGAGGAAAGCUACCCGCUUGGAGAAGCGGUCGGGGCUGUGUGCCAGGAGAGACCGAAAGAAGGCACUAGAGCAGGAGAAAGAAGGGGAAGCGGUGGCGGAGACGCCGGAAGCGUGAAGAGAGAAGUUGGGCGAGGAGGUCGUUUCUGAGGGGCCAUCAGGUGGCCAUGGAUGCAGCGUGCUCUGCCGAGAGCAUUUAUAAUCUCAUCCCCAGGGACCUGAAGGAACCCGCCCCGCCUCCUAGGUACAUAUCCAUUUUUAAGGCAGCCGUAAAAAAUGACCUACAAAAAUACAAAGCAUCCAUGAAAACUAUGGGACCAGCUAAAGUGGACGUACCGUCCCCAAAGGAUUUCCUCAAGAAACACUCCAAGGAAAAAACUCUGCCACCCAAGAAGAAGUUUGAAUGGAAUGAGCCCAGAAAGCCCGCGGUGCCAGCAAGGACCGACCACCCAAUCAUGGGCAUACAGAGCGGCAAGAAUUUCAUCAAUACCAACGCGGCCGAUGUCAUCAUGGGCGUGGCCAAGAAGCCCAAGCCCGUCUACGUGGACAAGAGAACUGGGGACAGGCAUGACUUGGAGACCUCGGGACUCCUCCCCAAGUAUAUCAACAAAAAGGAUUACGGAGUCACUCCCAAGUACAUUUGUAUGCGAAACGAGGAAGUCAGGCAGGCCCAGGAAGAGUACGACCGCUACAUCCAGGAAAACCUUAGGAAAGCAGCGAUGAAGAGGCUGUCGGAUGAGGAGAGAGAGGCAAUUCUGCAGGGCCUAAAGAAGAACUGGGAGGAGGUGCACAAAGAGUUCCAGUCGUUCUCGGUCUUCAUCGACUCCAUCCCCAAGAAAGUACGCAAGCAGAAGCUGGAAGAGGAGAUGAAGCAGCUGGAGCAUGACAUUGGGGUCAUCGAGAAGCACAAGGUCAUCUACAUUGCCAACAAGCAGUAAUGCAUUUUUCAGGCACAGUCAUUUUAAGCCAUGUAGGACAAACAUGGAAAGGAUGGAGAUGAAACUACAAUUUUUUUUGAAAGUGAACACUAUGAAAAAAAAAGAGGAGUCUUAAAAGGCUUAGGUAAUGCUUUAAAAAUAACUGGAUUAUUCGCUUAUAAAAGAAAAAGAGUUUCUUUUUACUAGUGUUGUGUUUUCCAAGUAUAUACCGAUUAAAGUUUGAGGUUUUGUGUCCCAGUUCUAUAAUGGCAGUUCAUUGGGAUGAUGACAGUGAUGACAAGAUGAUGAUGACGAUGAUGAUAAUGGACUUGUUUUACAUAAACUCUCAUUUUUGGGGGCAGCCUCCCUUUUGGUCAACACCCCAUGAUACAGAGAGCACAGCUUUUUAAAAAGUGCCUUGAACCGGAAAGAGCAACAUCUGGGGAUGCCCCCUGCCUGUGGCUCCGGAGCUCCCAGGAGCCUGUGCCAUGUGCAGAAUCUCCCAAGCACAGCAAUCGGUAUCUCCAACACUGCCCCCGAGGCAGGGCUUCUCUGAGGGAGAAGAAAAUGUACAAAAUCAAGAAGACAAACGCACAGAAGGCAUCUCCGAGAGUGAUUAGAUAGUCAGCCCUCCAUUCCCCUCACCCCCAAGCAGGUCACUUCUGAACAUCUUUGAAAAUCUGCUUUAUUCCAAAAUUCAUGAUGCCUACUCACAGAAAUAGGUUAUUCAUUUUCUUUGAGCUCCUUUUUUUUAUUGGCAUGUGAACUCUGAAGUUGGUAUUUGUAAGAUUACAUAAUUUAUUAAGCAGUAUGUUUGUGUAAGUAGAGAAGUCUUCAACUCCAAAUAAGAAAUAAAAACCUAUAAAUAUC
Molecule: messenger RNA, 1827 nt
Organism: Ochotona curzoniae (black-lipped pika)
Lineage: Eukaryota; Metazoa; Chordata; Mammalia; Lagomorpha; Ochotonidae
Gene: ENKUR
Product: enkurin, TRPC channel interacting protein
Exons: 5
Coding region: 208-978 (256 amino acids)
Cellular component (GO): acrosomal vesicle
Molecular function (GO): calmodulin binding
Source: RefSeq, a predicted model, not a curated record